CGCCGCCCUGCUCCUGACGUCCUGCGAAGACGUUGUUUCCUCCGACCACUGGAAGGGCGUAGCGGGGCGGGCGAGCACUUCCUUCUCCUGGGAGACAUCAACCAAGCAAUUCCCCGUCCGAAACACAUGUUACAGCUCGACAUUUUCCUAUGGUCACCAUGGCCUAAUCGUCAUUCAAGUUUCUAUCUCCGCCAUACUUUGCAGCCUGCAGGGCUCAUAAACGAUGUCUCUCUCGCAGACCCGCAGACCCAGAUUUAUGGAUCACACUAAUGACCAACGAGCCGUUCACGGCUCUAGUCCAGCGCCAUACCGAGCUGAUGCUGCAGUCUGGGACUUGGCAGAUUGGACAACUGGCCAGUCUGACCCCGGACGCGCCCUUACUCAGGACCCAUUCGCCUAUUACAAGGCUUUCUUCACGACGGACGUCCCGUCCGGUGGCGGCGUCGAAGAUCUGAUGCAUCACGAUGGUAGUACAAACCUUGAAGAGCCAAUUGAUGCCCAAUGUGCCGGGGACCAGCAGCGCUGCAAACAGCGAGCCGCCCCCUACAAUCUUGCAGUUCGCUUCGCAAAUCGCUCCAAUGGGGCGCCUCUAGCAACGAUCGUUGAGCGGGGCUCGGUUUCCACUCUGGGUUCGCAUGGCUCGCUUCUCAGUGUCGGGCAAUUUCCUUCUAUUCGGAUUGUCGAGAAUGCGUCGCCAGCCCGUUCCUCACACAAGCCUUCCAGGAACCUAGACGAGAUGGCUCUCCAGAACAUCCAGGAAGAGGCACGUCAGGAACAGAACACUGGCGCAACCGACCUUCAUACACGACGGAAGCUAGGUGAAGAUUACUGCGGGUCAAAUUCGAACUGCACUACAACCGCACCAGCCGAAACCACUUUUCAAGGCUCUCGACCGCCUGCGGCACCGCAAACACCACUUGCCGACGACUCAGUCGAGGUUAAUGGCCUUAAGGGGUUCUUCCGAGGCGUGUUGCACAAUGCUCGAGGCGGUUAUCAGUCUCGGUCUCGGUCUCAGUCUUCUUCAAUGACAAAUGCAUCCCCCCCGCCUCAGGCCUGGGGAGAACGGCCAGACACAAACGGCCGCAGCUCGCAAAGCGUGACCGGAGAGAACUUUCGAGGGAGUGAUGAAGCAACAAGACCAGCUCCGACUGUCUCAGUUGCGAUAGGCAGCUCGUUGUCCAGGCCUCGCCCACCGACUCAAGCCGAUCCUGAAAGUCACGCCACAGAUUGUAAAGGUUCCAGGAGCGACUUUGAACCUUCAGCUGGUGUCUAUCCGCUCAGACUGCCUCAUUCGCCUCCUACCCUCAACCCGAGAAUUGAUGAGCUGUCAUCUACUCCUCAUCUACUGCCGCUUCCGGACGCGUUACGCCCAAUAGGCCACAAAGAACGGUCGUUUUCCGUGCGCUCUGUACCUCCAGAACCACGCGAUGCAACACAAGACCACGUUCUUUUAGAAGCCACAACAGACCCCCGUCUCAACGAGGACGACGUUUCAACUCGACACACGCUUGACUUGGCUCCCAUCUAUCGGACCAACGCCCCAUCGGUCCGCGAGUUCGACCACCGUGCUCGAGAUUCCAGUCAAAAUGCGAGCUUCUGUAGCACCAGGUCCACAUCGUACUCCGGUACGGUGCUGGGAGUUGACCUCGACCUGCAACUGGAGUUUCCACAUCCGGCGCGCCGUUCAGUGACACCGGUGUGGUUUACCCCUGAGAGCGAAACUAAGACAAGACAACAGAUAGAGCGCGGGAUGCAGCCGGCAGAGUGCAAGCAACCCCCAUUCCACUCGAUAACCUCGUCUGUCCUCCCAGCUCUACUUCCCAUCGCGGCAGCAGAGGGCAUUGUGCGCCCCAAUCAAACAACACCGCAGCUUUCGUUCUUCUCGCCCUCUGGCAACCUGAUUCAGGCGGAAGACAGCUCGUCACCCUCGAGCAACACCUCCCACUCCUCCUCCUACUCAUACUACACAGGCACACCGACCCUCUCGACCUCCUACUAUAACAAGAACCCAAACACGCUCUCGGCUCAUGCUGCCCUUUCCGCAUCUAUCGGACUACCCCCCAUUAGACCCGCACCAGUCCCCUUAAUCACGCCGCCGCACUCGACCGCACCACUCCCAGAGCACCUGCGACACCAUCACAACUAUCAACAUGCAGAGAAGUCACAGAUCGUCCCAGAUUCUGAACCCUACUCUGACACGACCGUUGGCCUGGGCUCAGUAGUCAAAGGCUGCGGCGGCGUGAUCCGAACCAACAGCCUGACGCCUCACAGCGGGGUCCGCCGGUCCCCCGUCAAGUCCAAACCCAAAUUCACGCACGCAACCAAAUUCGGACGCUCUAUACUCAGCAAAGGGAACAAUGAGGCGAGCAAAUCUCGAUUCAGCAUCCUCUCUUCUUGGCCCUCGACCAGGAAGGGAAGGACCCUGAAAAAGACACCGCCCCUGGCGAGGUCUCCCUCACGCAUCGGGCCGAUUGCAGGCCAUGCCCUGCGCGUGUGCUUCUGCCAGCCGUACGAUGGCGCCGGCAAACCGUCUGCGGAAGUCGGGUGCAGCGGCGGGAGGCCUGGGCAGUGUCACGAUGAGGCCUAUGCGCGCGAGGCACGCGAAGAGGACUCGCCUAUUGCAAGGAUUGUUACCGGGGGUGAGGAGAGACAGGGCAAGGGGAGGAAGAGGAGUGAUAGCGGCGUCAGUAUUGCGAUUAGAGUUGGUGUUGUGGGUGGUUGAUCAGGGAUCGUCUGGCCAGCCCAGCCUGGGGUGCGGAUUGCCGCCGAUCGACCAUCUGGCAUGGCCACUGACUGCCGUAUCUCGUAUCGGGAUGAUCAGCAAUGGCGGUAGCCCGGUCCCCGGUCGGAGCGGGAUGGUUGGACAGGAGAACGGUUCCGUCGUCGGUUGGAUAGGAUCAGACCGGACGCCCGAUAGCGGACGGGGGUAUUGCUAUCAGCUUUUGUAAGUAAAUGUAAUAAUGAGUGGGUGUGUGGGUGCGAGAGUCAGUCAAUGAGUCAAUCAGGCGGGCUCGGGAACAGAACAGGACAGGAGAUAGAGAAUUACCAAGACAUGCAUGCA
Messenger RNA from Trematosphaeria pertusa, 3061 nucleotides. RefSeq lists its product as uncharacterized. The record is from RefSeq and is a predicted model, not a curated record. NCBI's taxonomy places the organism in Eukaryota, Fungi, Ascomycota, Dothideomycetes, Pleosporales, Trematosphaeriaceae. The coding region runs from base 224 to 2722 and encodes 832 amino acids. The transcript has a single exon.